UUUGACUUGAUGGCGAAAGGUCGUAUACGAAUAAUAUCCGGAUGACGCAUGAGGCCUUGGCACUCGAUCACGAAAUGUGGUGGCACUGGAUGUGGAGGCGGCUCCGCGUCGUCUUGGUCGAGCACAUGCCGAUCUUGGAAUGGCUGCCGGGCUACCAGUGGCAGAGCCAUCUGGCCCACGAUAUCGUGGCGGCCGUCGUUGUGGUUGCGGUCAUGCUGCCACAGGAACUCGCGUUUGGUGCUAGCAUGCACAUCCCCGUGUCGACGAGUCUGCGGACUGCCAUUGUCGCCCCGUUUGUGUAUUGUGUGUGCGGCACAUCGAGCAUUUUGUCGUUCGCGAACGCCGCCGAACUCACGUGGUCCAUUGGUGGCGCGCUCCAAACCAUUCCCGAAGAUCAAGAAUUUGAACGUUUGGCCAAGGGAACGCUGAUCACGGUCAUGUCCGGCGUCAUUCUUCUGGUUUUGGGGUGGUUUCGCGUUGGGUCGCAUCUUCCGCUGUCUAGACCAGCCAUGGGAGGAUUCCUGUGGGGAGCGAGUUUGCUUGUACUGGCCGAACAUGUCCCGCAUCUCGCUGGAGUUGUCGAUAUGUCAGCGGCGCCGUGGCACUUCGCGGUGCACUUUGAGGCGUGCGUUCUUGGUGCAUUUUCCCUCGCGGCGCUAAUAUCGGUGGAAGGCAUCCGCCAACGCCAGUCCGUACGGUUCCGGCCAUCGAAUGGCGCCGACUCAACCGUGUUGAUGCCGACAAGCCAAGUUCGCUGCCCUACACUUCACACACUCAGUUUCGUCGACCUUGCGCCCGUCGGUGUGUGUUGUGUCGCACUAAUGUUGCGCCUCUGGGUAUCCUUCCCCGACGACGACGCCAAUGCCUCGUCCACGCAUCGUACUCACCACGGCAAUCAAUCCCUUUACGACUCGUUCACGGUGACACAUGCAUUUCACCACGUCGUGAGCCAAGAAGUCGAAGAGGUCGUGACCUUGCUGUGGGACUCGUUGAUCAUUGCGCUGACUUCGUACAUAUCGACGAUUGUGUUGGCACAUGCAGGUGCUCGCCACCGCUUAGCUUUGGCUCCCGAUAGCCCCCAGAAAGCCCACCACAUCGAUGUCGACCCGAACAAAGAACUCCUGGCGUACGGCGUCGCAUGCGUGAUCGGAGGGUCGUUCCAGGCGCUUCCUCCGGCGGGGGGGCUUGCUCGAACAGCAAUCAACGCCAAGUACAGCCACACUGCCGUCACGACUCUCUGCACAACCAUGGCCCUCAUCGGCGUCUUGCUCUCGAAAGUGUACAUCCUGGUGCCGUUGCCGUCCCUUGCCGCCAUCGUCGUCGUCUCCACCGUGUCAUUCAUGGACAAGGACGAACUUCGAACGAUGGUCCGGUGUCGACUGUACAUGAGUUUGGCGCUGUGGGCCGUCGCGUGCGCAUGCACCUUCCUUGGCGGCAUUCUCGUCGGGGCUCUCGCUGCGCUCUGCCUCAGCGUUGUCAUGCCCCCCGAAGGCACCAGCAUCACUCGGCUCAAUGCCAUUGGUACCACCUGCGUCGCGCACAAGCCCCUCACGGAAAACGGCGAUGACGUCCACAUCUACCAAGACCACGUCAUGAUUGUCCGUGUGGACGCUGCAAUGGUUUGCUUUGCCAACUGGGACGGGAUUGAAAAAGCCCUCGAGCAACUCUUAAACGUGGGCGACGUGGAUGGGAAGGGAUCAGGAGGCGUCAAAGGCCUCGUCGUGGAUUUGUCAAACGUACGAGAUGGCGCGCACGAUGUCGAAGCUCUUCGCCGCAUGGGAAUGUUUAGUAGACGGCUCAAGCACCAUGACGUUGACCUGGCUGUUACCCACGCCCCCCCAACGCUUCGUUGUGCCCUCUCCACGAUUGCGCCGCGACUUGCACCCAACUCCGCUCAGCUCACCAACCAGUCCGCCGUCGAUGUCAUCCAAAACGGCGUGUGCGAUCUCUUUAUUGCGUAACGCCUUCGAGGCCACGGCUCAAACUACGUUGGGGGUGUCGAGGCAUUCAGACGACUCCCUUAUCACGACGAAGUAGCAGCGAAACGGAUGGCUCGGCGACGUUUGGUCAAGGCUGGCCUUCGUCCGUCCACUUCGUCCUGCCUCAAAUGGAUGAUCCUGUCCAUUUCAGAGACUUUAGCAAGACCUAACCGUGCGAAACGGAGCUGCCCAUGGCGACAUCAGGUUGCAUGUGGGUCGAGCCACCACACAUUUCUUGGUGCGUUGCGGUCGUGGCAUGAAACGUCGAAGCGCUUCGAGAACUCGGCGACGCUAGGAUAGCUAUUUAAAGCACUACUUGCCAACACAGUU
Molecule: messenger RNA, 2309 nt
Organism: Aphanomyces invadans
Lineage: Eukaryota; Oomycota; Saprolegniomycetes; Saprolegniales; Verrucalvaceae
Exons: 5
Coding region: 42-1961 (639 amino acids)
Biological process (GO): transmembrane transport
Cellular component (GO): membrane
Source: RefSeq, a predicted model, not a curated record